Saprolegnia diclina VS20 is the source of this 7627-nucleotide messenger RNA. RefSeq lists its product as hypothetical. Gene Ontology annotation, molecular function: protein-containing complex binding; monoatomic ion channel activity. Gene Ontology annotation, cellular component: membrane. The record is from RefSeq and is a predicted model, not a curated record. NCBI's taxonomy places the organism in Eukaryota, Oomycota, Saprolegniomycetes, Saprolegniales, Saprolegniaceae. The coding region runs from base 34 to 7620 and encodes 2528 amino acids. Gene Ontology annotation, biological process: monoatomic ion transport; transmembrane transport. The transcript is spliced from 9 exons.
GCCCAUUCCAGGAUCCACCGAACGCGACGACAAAUGAUGCUGUGGUCCAACCUCCGGGGGUAUCUCCAGCGCAAGGCCACCGAGCUGCGCUUUGGGAACCGGUCGCGGCCGCCGCGUCGGCGAGUGCACCGCGUCGUCGCCCGCCGCAAGUAUGGGCAUCUGCGCGAGUUUCUCUACGUCCUGUUCUACAAUUUCCAGCUCCUCUGCUACCUCUUUUUCAUUCCACUCCGGCUCGGCUUUGUGUUUGACCCGUUCGUGAGCCACGCCGACCCGCAUUUCGACGCGAACGACGGGCUCUUUUAUGUCGUCGACGUCGUCACUGACGUCUUUGGGCUCGUCAACUUUUACUUCCUCUCGCGCUACCACCGCGGCUUGUACAACCGCCCGAUGAGCUUCUCGCAGCACUCGUCGCAUACAACAACGGCGACGCGCGCACCGGGGCGCCUCGCGAGUAUGGCGGCGCGCGCCACCAACGAAAAGGCCGUCAAGCCCGAGUCCGGUCCGAUUGCAGCGCGCCACUUGCACUUUAUGGGCACCGUCUCGGGGCGCAGCCUCGCGCAUAUCUCGCGCUUCCAGCUGCUGCUCGAAGCCGCCGCGCUCAUCCCGUUUGAGUUUGUGUGCUUCGCGGCGUUUGGCAUCAACGGCCUCCACCUCGCGCGCAUCCCCAAGCUGCUCCGACUGCACAACGGCCGGCGCUGCCUCGCGGCGCUCAAGACCGUCCUCUCGCGCUACCAGUGCUUUGCGCGGCUCAACAACACGCCGGUAUCCUUCCUCGUCAUGCUCAUGGUCACGCACUUCUCGCUCUUCCACCUCGUGAGCGCUGCCUACAUGCUGCUAGCGCACGUCGAGUGCGGUGUGCACUUGGACCAAUGCGAAGGGGGCGGUGGCGCCAGCAGCGGUGGCCAUCGGCAGCUCAGCGGCGGCGGGGCGUCGCUCGCAGUGGGCACACCCACGUGCUGGGUGCUCCAAGGCCAGCUCCAAGGUGGCCACAUCUGGGACCAGUACAUUCGGACGCUCGUGACGGUCGCGUUUGGCGACGCGUUUGCGUACACGUACGCCGAAGGCUGCUUUGGCAUCUUGAUCCAGCUCCUUCGCGCGCUCAUGAGUUGCGCGAUCAUUGGCGGGUUCGAGCUCGUGUUUGGCCACUACAACUCACGCCGAAGUACGUAUGUGGCCUUGCUGGAAGACGCGCGCACGUAUACGCAGUCGCGCAAGCUGCCCGAGAACCUCCGCAUCAAAAUUCUCGGGUAUUUCGACUACUUUUGGCGCGUCCAGCUCGGGAUUCUCGAAAACAACGUGAUUGCGUCGCUGCCGGCGCACUUCCAGAUGCAAUGCACCCAAGUGCUCAAAGCGUCGCUCAUCAGCAAGGUGUAUUUCUUGACCAAGGAAAGUGCCAAUGUGAUCCAGAACCUCGCGUCGCUUUUGACGUCGCAGGUGUUUAUGCCCAUGGACUGGAUCACCAAGACGGUGCAUUUUCGCGAAAUGUACCUCAUUGCGCGCGGCAAGGUCUUCCUCGUCGACGACAAUCAGAAAAUCAUCUCCAAGCUCACGCAAGGCGACGCAUUUGGCGAGAUCACGCUCUUUGUCGAGAACGCGUUUGCGUACAAGGCGCUGGCCGAGACGUUUUGCGAGCUCUACCAGCUCAACACGGACGUGUUCCAUACGGUCAUUGACGCCUACUACACCGAGACAGCGGUCGCAGCGCAACGCAAAACCGAGUGGCGCGACGCUAUCGAGGCGCGCGACCACCAAAUGCUCAAGACGCAAAAGCUGCUCAACCAAGGCGAGACGCUGCAGAGCGUCAUGCGCCACGCCCAGUCCAAAUCUGGUCGGUGGGUGCUGCCGCACUCCAAGUUUCGCAGCUUCUGGUCGAUGCUGCACCUUUGCAGCCUCAUCUACAUGGCGGUCGAAAUUCCGUACAAGCUCAUCUUUCGCACCGCAGAAAACAUCGACACGUCGACCAGCGUCACGCUGGUGUUCGUCGCCAGCGUUCUCAACGAGUUCUUUUACGUUCUGACCAUCACGUUCGAAGCGCGGUACUUCGCCUUCCUCGAUACGUCCUCGGUCGUCACCACGGCGCCCGUGACGGACCCGGACUUGAUCUUUGCGCACUACAAGGAGUCGAACGCGUGGCGCUACGACCUCAUCGCGAUCCUUCCGAUCGCCAUCAUCGGCGACGCUCUGCCCUAUGAAUGGAGCGCGCUUGUCCUCUACCUUCGACUCUUUCGGCUCUUACGGCUCGUACGCUUGCGCCAGCUGCAAGACGUGCUUUCCGGUGUCCUCGAAGAACACCGCGUGUCAUCAGCACUCCAAACCGUCGUGUACCUCUCGCUCGGAGUCCUCCUCGUCACGCACGUUGCGGGCUGCCUCUGGUUUUUGAUUGCCAAUGUCCAGACGCCGCACGCGGCCGCAGAGGCGACGCACUGGACGUCCAGCGAGAUCACGCGCGCGCGCUGCUCGCACGACGGCGGCAUCUUUGCCAACUGCACGUGGUUCCUCUACGACCAAGUGCACCAUCCGCACAACUCCGAGUACGCGCGGGCGCUGCUUUGGUCGGUCGUCUCGCUCACCACUGUCGGGUUUGGGCCCAUCCUUCCGUUCUCGACGGCCGAGUACACGUACGCCUGUCUGUGGUUUUACGUGUCGUGCCUCAUCAACUUUGGCGUCAUUGGCGCCAUCUCGAGCGCGAUCGCACAAAUGAUGGCCAACGAGAAUCGAAGUCAGGACCGACUGAUGCAAAUCAACCGGUUUAUGCGCUACCGCAGCGUGUCGCCGCUCGUGCAGCACCAAGUGCGCCGGUACUACAAGAACCAGUGGGUGCGCGAGAAGGGCGUCAACGAGGAAGCCUUUUUGACCAUCUUACCCGACAACCUCCAGCACGAGAUCCUCACGUUUCUGCACGCGCAGACGUUUGAGCGCAUGGCGAUCUUUGACGGCGUCAGCGACGAGUGCAAGCAGAUCAUUGCCACGAUCAUUCGCCAUGAGACGUACCAAGCGGGCGACGUCAUUGCCCACCAAGGCGACAUGGGCGCCGACCUGUACGUCGUCCGGAAUGGCACGGUCGAAGUCUUUGAGAAGACGACGCCGAUCCAAGUGCUCCAUGCCGGCGCGUGCUUUGGCGAGGCCAACUUUGUGCUCGAGAUUCCAUAUGCGAUGAGCAUUCGCGCCAUGACAGCGACCGAACUCAGCGUCUUGCGCCGCCACGAGUUUGAGCAAAUCAUCAAGUUUUACCCCGAAGAGUGGGAAAUCAUCUACGAACAAGGCAUCGAAGUCCACGAGAGUGUGGACGCGGCGUGGUCAACGAUCAAGGCGAAUCUGACUCGCGACAAGAUUGUGAGCUUUGCGAAAAGCACGACAACGCUCUUUGUGAUGCCACCGCGCGACGCCGGCGUCAUCCCGCCGCAGAGCCGCGUUCGGCGCGUCUGGGAAGCCGUCGUCGUGCUCCUCAUGGUCUACAACGCGGUCCAAAUCAUCUUUCGAAUCUCGUUCCUCCGGCGCCCAAGCGACGCGGCGCACACGCUCUUGACGGCUCUCGACUACCUCUGCGACGUCAUCUUCCUCGUCGACAUCUACCUCAAGUACAACCACUUCACAUACGACAAUGAGAGUGGCGGGAACCUCUCCCGGUCCGAGAGCCGACAGCACUAUCGCUCGCACUACCUUGUGUACGAUGUCGCGGCGAGUGCCCCUAUUUACUAUGUCGGCGACCCGUUCACGAUGACGCUGUGUCGCCUGCCGCGGCUCCUCCGGUGUCUGCAGCUACCCGAGCUCAUCGACGCGAUCCAGCUCGGACUCCAAGAGCGAUUCGUCUCAGCGCGCGUCACGGCCGGGCUCCGCCUCUCAAGGCUGCUCUUGAUCCUGACGAUCUUUGCGCACUAUACCGGCGCCUUCUUCUUCAUCAUCUCGAGCCCUGAUGGGUAUCUUCCGCACACGGAGGACUUGCUGCUGGAGAACGAGGUCAUGGAGUGGCACCUCAAAGACCCUAUUAUCAAAGAGUAUCCUGGCAACGCGCUCGUCGUGUACUUGCGCACGCUGUACUGGGCAGUCACGGCCGUCACGGCGACGGACUACCGCGACAUUGAUCCGAUCACGAAUAUUCCGACGUACUACACGUCGAUCACGUGCUUUGCAGGCUUCUUCUUUGUCGGCCAAGUGAUUGGGCGACUCACGUCGAUCAUUGCCAACAUGGACAAGGAAGCCCACGAAUUUGAGCUGCGCAUCGACAACUACAACGAGUAUGGCCGAUCGCAGAAGCUGCCCAAGUUUCUCCUCGAGCGCGGCCACGAGUACUUUGAGUUUCAGUUUGAGUGCACCCGUGGCAUGGAGGCCGAUACCAUCUUUGCGGACCUUCCGCAUUCGCUCCGACUCAAGCUGUACUUUGAUUUAUACGGAAAACGACUCCGCGAGAUUUCUCUUUUCCUCUCGUUCGACGCUGCAUCGUUGGCAGCGAUUGCCGAGCGCCUCUUCCCCGUGCUCUAUUUGCCCCACGACAAUAUUCUCGUCGAGGGCGGCACUGGCGUCUCGCUCUUCAUCAUGAACCAAGGUCGCGCCGAGCAGUACGUGCGUGCGUGCAACCUCGUGGUCGCGGCCGUGCCCGAGGGCUGCCUCUUUGGCGAAGUCGCCUUCUUCAUGCCCGACCUCACGCACCUCACCUCCGUGCGCGCGUCAACGUGCUGCGAGGUCUUCCGACUCGAGCGCGCCGACUGGCUCGCUCUCUGGCCCGACGAUCGCCGCAGCGAACUCGAGGCCGAGAUCAGCCCGCAACUCGUUGCGAAGCACGAGUACCUCAAGGUCGCCCUCACCAAUAUCUUGACCAACUUGACGUACGUGGAUGGCGUCUCGAGCCCCAACCAAAAGGCGCGCAAGCACAUGAUGAGCAACAACCUCCGCCGGCUCUCGUCGUACGGCCAGCGCCGGCUCAACGUCAUGCGCACGACGCUGCACACGCUGCGGUUUAAAAAAUCCAACACCAGUCGCGUGCUGCCAGUGGCGAACGAUGCCGAGCCCAAUGAUGUUGGACCCGAACGCCGUCUGAGUCGCCAGAAAGUAAAAGGCCGGAGCUUCCGCGAGCGCAGCAUGAGCGUCAUCCAGCAAAAGAUCCAGGCCGUGAAAACCACGAGCGAGCUCCGGAAAAAGCUGAUUGCCGACCAGCGCCGGCGGGAGCAGCGCACGGCCGUGAUCAUGCGCAGUCUCACGCGCCAGGAGGAGGACAUGGACGACUUGGACGAAGACGAGCUCGACGACGACGACGACGAGAACGACGACGAGGCAAACCACCAGGCGACGAACAACCAUGGUGCAAGCACAGGACGUGUGGUCGACGCUGGCCUGGUCAUGCACCGCAGCUCGUGGGUCGAGUCGCGUGAUAAGGUGCUUGAAGUCGGCUCGACACCAGAGGUGACGCCACGCAUCGAAGACAUUUUGUCCGACAAGCGCCAAACGAGCGGACACUUUGACCACCUCGACGUGCUUCGCCGGGCUUCGCUGCGGCUCCAGACACCGAUCAAGGGGUCCGAGGCGGCGCGCAUCUCGAUCUGGGCCGAAGUCAAGAUGCCGCCGUGGUGGACACAUCCGCACUCGACGUUUCGCGCGUCAUGGGACCAACUGCUUUUCGGUAUCACGCUCUAUUACGCAAUCGCGCUCCCGCUGCGCGCGUGCUUUGUGCACGGCGUCCUCCUCCACGACGUGCAUGGCGUCGACACGUGGAUAUACACCGAGUACCUCUUGGAUGUCCUCAGCCUCAUCGACGUUGUUUUGCGCUGGGGCUAUUUCUGCCGCAUGAUUCGCGGCGAGCUCGAGUCCGACCCGACCUUGCUUCGCGCCGAGUACUUUCACAAGGACGGGUAUGUAUAUGACGUGAUCGCUGCCGUCCCCUUUGAGCUCUUUGCGCUCGUGAUUCCGUCGAGCGUCUGGGGCGACGCGUAUCCGCUCGUGCAUUCGGUGUCGCUCCUCCGGCUCAACAAGCUCGCGCGGCUUGUGCACGUGCCUGCUUACAGCACCAAAGCCCGCGAGCUCCUCACACUGCGCUUCAAGUCGAUCUCGUGGCUCGGCCUCUUUCUUUCGUUUCUCAACAUUUGGGGCAUCUUCCUUCUCUGCGGGCACUGGAUCGCGUGCAUUUGGUACUACGUGAGUCUCCAUAGCUCGUUGACUUCGCCGUCGACGCUCGUGUCCGCCGGCCACGUCUCGUUCGCAGAGCCAUUGAGCGUCGCGUACCUCCGGACCUACUACUUUGCGGCAACGACGCUCACGUCGGUGGCGUUCGGCGACUCGCGCGCGACGACACUGAUGGAGACCAUCGUGACCAUUGGCCUCGUCUUUGUCGGCUUGCUCGCAUACGGCAUUCUCACCGGCGGCCUCUCGGAGAUUUUCGAGGAAGAGUUCAAAAACUUGGUCAAAUUCGAAGACCACCUCGGCGUCGUCUCGACGUUCCUCGUGCACCGGCAGUUUCCGCGGCCUGUGAUCCUCCAGAUCAUGGAGUACUUUCGCAUGCUCUGGGAGCGCAGCGAGGGCAUUGUCGAGAACAAAGCCCUCGCGCCGCUCUCGAGCGCGAUCCGCGAGGACAUUGCGGUGUACGUCAAGCGCGAUUUGAUCACCAAGGUCCAGCUCUUUGCCGAGUGCGACCAGGACUUUACGCGCGCGAUCGUCGCUAUGCUCCAAGCCGAGUUUUACGUUGCCAAAGACGUCAUCAUCCGCGAAGGGGACUACGAACGGUCCAUGUACUUUAUUCACAUGGGCUUCAUCCUCGUGACCAACAACGCCAAGAGCUAUGAAGUUGUCAAGCAGAAAGGCGACUACUUUGGCGAGCGCAGUCUCUUGCACAACACGCCGCGGAGUGCAACGUGCUCGGCGAUCUCCAACUGCGAAAUGUACAUUCUCGAACACAGCGCGUACGAGUAUACGCUCGAGCGCUUCCCGGAAUACCGCGCGCGGAACCUCAAGAACUGGUGCUCGGUGCCGCUCCUGCCAACGACGCAGUCGAUGACGUCGGUGCAGGACGACGAGAGCGAGACUGUCGGGCCCUCGUCGGCCAUGCUGCCCGAAAUGGCGUCGGUCGCGGAAGAGCCGCUGUCGUCGCCCAAGCAAUCCGAGCACGAAGAGGUCGACCCGAACGAGAAGAUCCGCCGCCUCUCCAACAUUAGCCAACUGCACUCGUUCUCUCGGCGCCCCAUGUACCAUGAUGGGACCCCAAUAUCAGUCAUGACCCGCGCACCGUCACUCAAGAAGCUCGUACACGCAGCAAGCCACUUGGACCUCGUGUCCGAGGUGCCCGAGGAGAGCAUGCCUCGGUCGUCGUCGGCCGCAACACUCGUGACGCGGCAGGGGCUGCCACGAUAUGGCAGUCGCAGUCAAAGUCCAAAGAACAGCGGGUGGUCGCAGUCGCCGCCGCCUGAAGCUGAGAGCCACGACCGGCCCAUGACGCCGAUCGAGCCGAUGCUCGGCGCAACGUCGUCGAACGGUGUGGUGCGCGUCAACGCUGCGGCCGCGGCUCGUCACUUGCUACGGAGCCGCACCGAGCCCCGACUGAUUGGACAAACGCGCCCGCGGCAGCUCCAGCGGUCGUCGACCGACUCGAACAUUGCAUUUGCCGAUCGGCGUAGUCGACACCUCUUGCGUAAAUAAAGUAGCG